Molecule: messenger RNA, 1118 nt
Organism: Pieris brassicae (large cabbage white)
Lineage: Eukaryota; Metazoa; Arthropoda; Insecta; Lepidoptera; Pieridae
Exons: 3
Coding region: 160-993 (277 amino acids)
Biological process (GO): regulation of exit from mitosis
Cellular component (GO): nucleus
Source: RefSeq, a predicted model, not a curated record
CCGAUUACCGAGACUGUGACAGUGCUGACACAAAUUAGAAAAUACCGUUGCAUUUGGGUUUUUAAAUUUUUGUUUAAUUAGUAAAUUCAUUUUUGUUAUUUUUUUACUUAUUAAAGAAUUUCAUUAACAUUAGUAAAGUAUCCAUUUUAAACCUUUAAAAUGACCCAAAAUAUUGUAUUUAAUAUAAAUAUAGGCGAUCAGUUAACAUCAAUUUCUUGUGGCCAUGUUAUUGUAGAGCUAAUAAAGUUUUUAGCAUACCAAAGGCUUCAAAUUCCUUACACAUAUCAGUGGCUAAAACAAAUGGUUAAUAAGAAAAAAGAUAAUGAAAAUGAAAAGGAUACGUACCAGUCUGAAAGACACUUUCACAUUGCUUCUACAGCAUUAAAUAACCUGGAUUUUGUCCUUAAGAGUUUGUUGAAGGAAAUUGGAGAGGCAACUCAACCACAAGAAGUUUGUAUUGCAUUUGGUUCAAGUCCAAUCUCGUGUAAGGAGAUUUACCGCAUUGUCUUACCAACAGUGUGUCAUAAGCCACAAUGUCAAUCACCUCAUAUUGCAUCAGACAAAAAAAUACAAAGCAGUGUAUUUAGGAAUCUGGUGACUUCAGAAAAAUUGAGCAAAGUUUUUUUUGAGCCGCUAUCACCUACUAACAUGUAUGUUUUCCUCAAAAAGGAAUUAUUAAAUAACCAGCAAGUUGUCUGCAGUGAUACUUUUCUUCAUAUUAAUGGUUACAGAAUGCCUAGGAGCUGUAAAGUUGUUGUUUUAAACUUUCCUGCUAACCCUAAAAACACUACUUGUUGUAAUGAUUUUAAGAUCUUUGGUAAUGGACCAAGUGAAGGUCUCUCAAAACUGAGCUUGGACGAUUCUAGUGAUGAUGAUUUUCAUGAAAUUGAAUCUUCUGAUAAAGUGCAAUGGUUUCAAUCAACCUAUGUAAUGAAAGGUUUUAAAGAUUGUGUUGUAAAUGGUAGUUCUAUUAUUAACAGCUGGCUACAUUAAUGUUAGUUAUCUUUUAUUAGCUCAAUUAUAUAGUUAAAUCAUAUAUUUUUAAGUGUAAUUGUAGGGAUAAUGUAAAGUGUAUUUGAUGAUUUAAGGGACACUAAAAUUUAUAUAAAUUUAAUAAU